Messenger RNA from Sorex fumeus (smoky shrew), 1180 nucleotides. RefSeq names its product ALG14 UDP-N-acetylglucosaminyltransferase subunit (gene ALG14). Lineage: Eukaryota; Metazoa; Chordata; Mammalia; Eulipotyphla; Soricidae. The record is from RefSeq and is a predicted model, not a curated record. Gene Ontology annotation, cellular component: UDP-N-acetylglucosamine transferase complex. The coding region runs from base 68 to 724 and encodes 218 amino acids. The transcript is spliced from 4 exons. Gene Ontology annotation, biological process: dolichol-linked oligosaccharide biosynthetic process.
GACCGGACCUCGGAGGCUGGCGCAGCGCGCGGCAGCGACACUACGCAUGCGUCCUUCUGUCCUUUGAAUGGGGGCCGCGUUACUAUUUCUGUUAGCGGGGGCGGCAGGGCUGCUGGCCGCGUUCCCGGCCCUGCGGCUGUGGCGCGUGCUUCAUUCCCGGCCCGCGGGGCCCCGGGACUCUCUCAGUCUCCUGGUGGUGGCCGGGUCCGGUGGACAUACCACUGAGAUCCUGAGGCUACUUGGAAGCUUAUCCGAUGCUUACUCUCCUAGACACUAUGUCAUUGCUGACACUGAUAAAAUGAGUAUUCAGAAAAUAAAUGAGUUUGAACAAAACCGAGCUAAUGAAGACCCCAGUACCAGGUCUCCAAAGUACUAUGUCCACCACAUUCCAAGAAGCCGUGAGGUUCAGCAGUCUUGGCUGUCUUCGGUGUUCACCACUUUGUACUCCAUGUGGCUCUCCCUGCCUCUGACUCUGCGUGUGAAGCCAGACCUGGUGUUGUGUAACGGACCAGGAACAUGCGUUCCUAUCUGCAUAUCUGCUCUUCUCCUGGGGAUCCUAGGAAUAAAGAAAGUCAUCAUUGUCUACGUUGAGAGCAUUUGCCGAGUUGAAAAUUUAUCCCUGUCCGGAAAGAUUCUAUUUCACCUCUCAGAUUACUUCAUUGUUCAGUGGCCAACUCUUAAGGAGAAAUAUCCCAAAUCUGUGUACCUUGGGCGAAUUGUCUGACAAAUGAUAACUCCUCUAAAAUUUUGCCAUCAACAGUGUUUAUUAUUGGUGAGGGUAUUUAUUAGAAAAUUUGGGGUGAUCAGAAGAGAAAAAUGUGUAAGGUUGGACAGAUCCCACAGUGGAUAGGGCACUUGCUUUGCAUGCUGCCUGCCGGGACCCAGACCCCGUCACCGGAUAUGGUGAACCCCACCACAAGUGAUCCUUGAGCAUCACCAGGCCCCCAAAAAGAACAAAAGAAGUUUUAAAAAUGUAAAUAUACAUAAAAGAGAAGUGAAAAAGUACAAGACUGUUCUUUUUAAAAAAAAAAAAAACAGACACUAAUUAAGCCAUGAAGCAUAUAUGCUUCUAUUCAUCUCAUUCCUUUUCUACCUGAAGAAUCUAUCACAAUUCAUUAAGGCCUUCUGGUGUUUCAGUAAUGUUUGUCUGGAACUAAAUAGAGAAUUUGCAUGAUUAGUA